Brassica rapa (field mustard) is the source of this 1820-nucleotide messenger RNA. RefSeq names its product putative zinc finger protein CONSTANS-LIKE 11. Lineage: Eukaryota; Viridiplantae; Streptophyta; Magnoliopsida; Brassicales; Brassicaceae. The record is from RefSeq and is a predicted model, not a curated record. Gene Ontology annotation, molecular function: protein binding; zinc ion binding.
AAUAACCAUAAUUUUGAAAUAUAAUUCUGUUCUAUGUAAAUUUAGAUUCAAAAGCUAAGAUCCUUAUAACAAAUCUUUUUCUUAAGUUGAAAAAAUCGAAAGCAAACGGAAUAUCCCGAUCUACAGGCAUGUCCACAUUUAGCACGUGCUAAUUCACUUAGCGUGAUCCUUAGCACGUUUACUAUAAAUUAAGAGAACACAAGCUGGGAAAAGCAGAAGCCUAUUACGUGUGGUUUGUGUAUAUCUCAAUCUGAAAAUCUCAGAUCAGAUUGCUAAAUUUUGUUCGUUGGUUUUUUUUUUUUUUAUUUUUUUUUUUGAAAAAAAUGCAUAUAAUGAGUUCACCAAUGUGCGACCAUUGCAAUAUGGGAAAAGCCGUUGUUUAUUGUAAGACACAUUUGGCUAGGAUUUGUUCUCAAUGUGACCGGAAGUUACACCACUAUGUGACUAUGGAUAGUCCCGAUCACUCGCGGCUUCUGUUGUGCGAAAAAUGCGUUUCGCAGGCCGCAGAUGUCCAGUGCCUUGAGCAAGGAUUGUGCCUAUGCCAAACAUGCGUUCCAAACGCCACCGUCACCUCACGUUUUCCUUUUUGUAAUGUUUCUAAUAAUCAUUCUGGUUAUAGUUUUCCACGAGAUCUCGAUCUUGAUUCUUUUUCCUCCUCUUUGUCAUCUUCUUUAACUGAUCUCAGUUGGGGAUAUCACUUUGUUCCAUUAUCUCCCAAAAAUGGGGACUCAUCAUCAUCUUCCUCUGUCAUUUUUCAAAAUUUUGAUAAUCAUACAAAGAAUAAUAGUGAUCAACGAGGGCAAAUGCUUCAGCCCGAUUAUAUGGACAAUUCUAAGGAUUUUUCAUAUUCAGGUUUGGAAGGUUACGAAACUAAAGAUAUAGAGAAUGUUUGGUUGAACAAUUUUGAUGACAACAAGGGAGUACUAUUAGACCAAAAAGAAUAUCUUUACAGGGAAGAAUUGAUCCUAACCGAUCAACUAAUCGAUGCAAUAAUGAAACACAAUGAUGAAAUCACAACCGAGGUUAUACAUACAGAUUACAACAUUGAAGCUUUGGGUAAUGCAAGUUGCGAAGAUUCCAACACGAAUCAAAUGAUUCAAUCAAAGGCAAAGGAGGAGACCAAUAAUAAUGUUGGAAUAUUAUUCCCUAACGCUCAUAUUCAUGAUGAGUGUCGACCAUCGCAGUUGAUUCUGACUGAUGUCGAUGAGAUGUUACCAUGGGAUGAUCAAUUACUUGAAUCUCCUAUAUACACACCCCAGUAUCGAUUAGAGGCAAAGAAGAGAUAUCUUGAAAAGAAAAAGAAACGCAAGUUUGGGAAGAAAAUUAGAUAUGAAUCUCGAAAGUCUUCAGCUGAUACGAAGAAACGACUGAAAGGAAGAUUUACAAAAGCUGAUGCAGAAUAUGAUUAUGACCCACGAGCCAAUAAUACUACCAAAGAGGUUUAUAAAACCAAGACCUAAUUAAAAAGUUGAUCAAAGAGGCUAAUAAACGAAGACCUAAUAAAAAGAUGCGUGCAACCAUAUGAUCGAUCAUCUUCGUUAUGGCUCCAUGAUGUGUUUAGACUCUCUUUUUUUAUUGCCCAGAAAAUUAGUUAUAGUACGACGACGUACGCUUUUUUUAAUUUUGAUAGAGAGGUCAAACACUUACAUUAUUAAAAGAGACUUUUUUUUGGCAGGGGGGAGCUUUUAUUAUUAUGGUAUUAAUGUUUUGAUAAACAAUAAUACAUUUCAAUUCUAGCUAGAGAACUUUUUUUCAACCUAAGUGUCCGUCCAUGUAUAUGUAAGGAAAAGGAAGGCUCGCUUUUGCCUCAGAGACUUUGA